Cucurbita pepo subsp. pepo (vegetable marrow) is the source of this 3272-nucleotide messenger RNA. NCBI's taxonomy places the organism in Eukaryota, Viridiplantae, Streptophyta, Magnoliopsida, Cucurbitales, Cucurbitaceae. The record is from RefSeq and is a predicted model, not a curated record.
AAUAUAUAAUAUAGUUAGGUAAUUAUAAUGGGUGACCAAAAAAUUCCAUGAAACCUCUGUAUCUUCGUCUAGCUUUAAAAAAGUUGACUCGCACGACCUUUUCCAUGGCAAUGGCUUCCUCUACACAACCAUGAGCUUGCUUCCUCGUUGCCGCCAUGCCACUCCAACAGCUUCCCUUCUUCCGCUGUCGUCCUUGAUCUUUCAACUCUCCUUCUCCCAACGGUUUGUUUUCUCCUUCAUUUCUGCUUCCAGAUUCCAAAGUGUUUCUCGGAAUCAAGCAAAUAAACACAACCAAACCAUGCGAUUAUCACUGCUUCCUGAUGGAUGGAUGCUGCAAUCUCUGAUUGGACUCCACAGCGCUAUUCCUCAAUCAUAUUACCGAACGGCGUCGGUAUUCUUUUUCUACUUUUGGACUUCAUUGCCUUAAUGACAAAGAAAGGUGCGAGGUCAGUGUUUGAUGCUUUUUUUUUACUUCUUUUCGGUCAGAUGAAGAGUUGUUGAUGAUCGGAUUGUAGCUCAAGAUCUCCAGGUGACUCCAUUUUUUUCUACUGCAAUUUUCUAGACUUUGUAUACGGUUUGAUUUUCAGGUCAUCUGCGUAGCGUAGCGUAGCUUCCUUGUUUCUAGUUUCUCAUCGCUUUUGUCUGUUCAGUAGGAAGAACUAACCGGUGAGUCGAUCGGAGCCCUAUCCUUUUCUGAAUGCCAGUCAUACUGUAAUUUCAAGUUCCGAUAAGCUUUUUAAUCUCCAGGUUAAGGAUCUAAAUCUUGUUUGGCUUGUUCUUGAUAGUGAACACUUUUCCUUUUGCACGAACAGCUUUUAAGAUUCUCCGAUUGAAUUCUAAAACAAGACAGUGAUCACAGUAAAACUUAGGGUUCAACUGAUUUUUUUGUUGUUUUUUUCCUCUUCAAAUUCAUGCAGAAGGUCGAUAUGUCAGUGUUUCUUCACAUCUUGCGUUGCUUUUGCUGUUGUUGUGAUGAUCCUGAUCUUGACAACAAUUACCGUGAAAUUUAUACUGCUAAUAGUUCUGAAAGAUUCAGAGUUUCCAACGUUCGUGAUUCAAGUAGUUAUCAAAAAAUCCAACCAGAUACUUCUGCUGUAACUCCUCUUCUUUAUUAUGAUCAUUAUCCAAAUUAUUCCAAGGCAAAAGAGUCGACAUUGGAGAAGAGUAGUACAGCAUCUUAUAAUGCCAAGACUUCAAAUCUACUGCAGCAUUCUAGUAAACCUCAGUCUUCACCUGUAUUCCCAAAACCAUCUUCCCAUACUGCUGCUCCCAACUGUGGGAAAUCCAAUUCAUCUUCCUUCAGAGCUCAUUCGCUUUCAUCAUCGACAUUGGAGAAGACUAGUACAGCAUCUUAUAAUGCCAAGACUUCAAGUCCAUUGCAGCAUUAUAGUAAACCUCAGUCUUCACAUCCAACUCCAUCAGGCUCUAUUAGUCCUUCUUCGUCGUCUUCGUCUUCCUUCGGAGCCCAUUCGCGUUCAUCGUCACUUCUUAGACCUCAAGAGAUAUCGUAUCUACGAUCUCCUUCUCCAGUUUCCUCUGACUUAACCCGAUCUUCAGUUAACCAACUUGUUUCUUCAUCUAAACUGCCAACACCAACUCCAAAGCCCUCUUAUUCUCUUCCCUCCCCAUCUACUACAUCUUUCCCCGAACCUCCUCGAGAGCCGACUCUACAUCCAACUUCAUCCAGUAAAACAAAUGCACAGGAGUACAUAUUGGAUUCUGAUAGUUUGUCGACUUUGUACUUAGCUCCUAAGGAUAUUGAAGAUCUGAUAAAAAACGACAUUGUACCUCAUGUUCUGAGAAAACCUCUGUCGCCUUCAACAUAUAAGUCUUACUUUGCUGCCCUGCUCUAUGCUGAGGACUUCUAUUAUAAGAAAUGGAGUGAUUACAAAUUGAGAAAUGUCAGUUUGGAGCUCCAACAAAUAACAAUCCAUAAAAGACCGAACAAGAAAACAAAGUUCAAUGGCCAUGAGAAGGUCACUACAACCUUUGUGGCAUUUGAGAUCGACUCUGUCCCUGAGAGGCGGCCAUUUCUCUUGUCAAGGGAUUUGGUUCAUGCAAGGCUUUGUGAGAGGAAACUUGAGCCAUUUCAGGGCCUUGUCUACAAAGUUUCCAGGAGUAAUUAUCAAUUAAGGAUGAACAACAUUCUGUUGGUCAAUUUUGGGGAAGACUUCCAUUCUCGGCAUCGCAAAACCGACAAAUACGACAUCAGUUUUACCUUCAACAGAGUUUGUUUAAAGAGAGCUCACCAAGCUAUAAAAGAAGCGUCUGAUUCUUUGCUCCAGAGUUUCCUCUUCCCUAAAUCCACGUCCAGAAAAGUCGACCCCUACAUCGAAGUUACACGUUCAGGCCAGCAAUUACUUGACCCUGCUCAAAAGAAUGCAAUUCGUCAGAUUUUACUCUUACAAGGUUCACCACCUUACCUAAUCAGAGGUUCACCCUGUGUUAGCUCUUAUGACUGGGCAGAGAAUCAAACUAGGAAAAUCACGAAAACAGGAGAAGUUGUUGUAGGAGCAGUGUUUCAGAUUUACUCAACCUCUCCUAAUUGUAAAAUUCUGAUAUGUGCUCCCAGGAAUACAACAUGUGAUGAGUUGAUGAUAUCUUUGAAGAAGGUGAUUCCUGAGUCGAACAUGUUCCGUGCUAUCGCGGCUUUUCGAGAACGAGACGAGGUCCCAGAUGACAUCUUACCACUGUGUGACUACAACAGGGAUCAGGAGUGUUUCGCUUGUCCUGCACUUGACGAGCUCCACAAAUACAAGAUAAUAUUCUCGACGUUCAUGAGCAGCUUUCGACUACGUACUAAAGGCUCGGCUCCUGGACAUUUUAGCCAUAUUUUUCUGUUGGAUGCAUCGGCAGCUAUCGAGCCUGAGGUGCUAGUUCCCUUGACUAAGUUUGCAAUAGAUGCUACUAAUGUCAUAGUUACGGGACAAAGAGGGAAUCAUCCAUAUUGGGUACGGUCACAAAUUGCUCGAAGACAUGGAUUGAAGAUAUCAUAUUUUGAGAGACUUGAGGAGAGGAUGCCAUAUAGAGGCAAUAAUCCAUCCUUCAUUUCAGAGGUAUAUGAGGAAGAUGAUGAAAGUGAGGAUAGCUUUAUAUGAUGAUCAACUACCAUCCUAGAACAUGGCUUUAUGUGAUUGUUGUACUAUAAGUUGAAAGAUGUUAAAACUUUCAAACUAUCUAUUUUAGUUCUUAAAUUUUCACGACCUAGGACGAACAAAUGAAAAUUAAGCCUUUCAAAUUUUCAUAUAAUAUCACAACAUCUAUAUCAUGAA